AUGUCAAUCAAGAGCGUCACAUUCUGCUUGUCCAAUGAAGUGGGGUUACCGUUACAAAUAAAGAUAGACUCUUUAGAGGGUUCGAAACCCUUGUUGCGAGCGUCUCAGAGGCUUAUACAGCCCUCGCUCUCACAGAAAUUAUCAGAUGUGGUACCCUUUAGCGACAUGUUUGUCUCUGUACAGGUUUUCGACAAAGAAAGAUGCAGAAACUUAACAAUUCCGGUCUACACGCCUUACGUACCCUUCAAAAACGCCAGAAAAUGGGAUGUGUGGUUGACCUUACCCAUAACACUUGAGCAGCUAACGCUACAUAGUAUGCUCAAAAUAGUGCUUUGGGAAUUUGAUGGAGAUCAGGAAGUGGAGUUUUUCUCUGUGGAAACUCCACUCUUUGAUGAGAAAAGCUGUACAUUAAAAAGAAGUACAGAAUCCAUCAGGUUUCAGUACGAUGAUCCUGACAGUUGUAAAAUUGAAAACAGCGAAUUACAAGACCUUGUAAAUAAAUACAAACAAGGCGAAGUAAAACCGGUUAAGUGGCUAGAUAGCGCUACCUUUCCACAACUGGAGAAAUUGAACAAGAAAAGAAAGCUUCCGCAAGGUAGCUUUAUAUUGAACAUAGAGUAUCCGCUCUUUGAACUCCCGGUAGUUUACUCCGAAAAACAGUCCGACAAGGCUCAGAAAAGCAUACCCACAUUUCAUAAUUUUGAUCUUAAUAAUGAUGUUCAAAUAUCGCGCCAAGAACCCCAAGCUAAAAUCUCCCUAGGCAGUGCCGCUGACUCGACAAUUAAAUUCUAUGACCCCGAUCAAUUUAACGCUGAUCCUAUCGAGGAGAAAUUUCGACGAUUGGAGAGAGCCACCACCAAUUCUAACUUCGAAAGAGAACUCAAACCUGAUGCGAAAAAGAGAGAUAUCCUCAAUCACAUUAUAAGCUAUCCUCCUGGUAGCGAUUUAACUGCACAUGAAAAGGGAUUGGUUUGGAAAUACCGAUACUACUUAAUGAAUAACAAAAAAGCACUAACUAAGCUCUUGCAAAGUACAAAUUUGACAGAAGAAACUGAGCGAAGGGAAGUCUUGGAAUUAGUGGAUUCGUGGGCUGAAAUAGACAUUGAAGAUGCUAUCGAACUUCUAAGAUCAGCAUACAAAAACUUGUCGCUCCGAUCGUAUGCCGUUAACAGGUUGAAAAAGGCUUCUGACAACGAAUUAGAAUUGUACCUCUUGCAGUUAGUCCAAGCAGUUUGUUUUGAAAGUGCAUCACCCCUCUCAGAUAAGUCUGCAAGCGAAUUUACAAUCGUAGACGUCACUCAGAGUGGCGCCGCUGUUCUCCCUUCGCCAAAGUUCGAUCAAUUAAACGGAACAAACUCUGUCAAUAGUAUUGAAAGCACCACAAUGGGACAAAGCUCAGUACUCAUUUCACCGCUUGCAGAGUUUUUAAUUCGGCGUGCCAUCAUCAACUCCAGGCUCGGCAAUUUCUUUUACUGGUAUUUAAAGUCUGAAUCAGAGGGCAAUCAGUAUUUGGUUCACAUUCUUGACAGUUUCGUCAGUCGGCUACCAAGCAACAAGCGCACAAAACUGGAAAACCAAAUUCUUUUCAUGUCAAUGCUGGAAAGUUUCUGCAAAGAGAUCAAAAACUUGCGAGAUACAACACCAAAGAAACUGGAGCUUCUAUUGCAUCUAAUUUCCACAAGGCUAAGGCCCUUUCUUAGAGCGACCCCAGUUGAAUUGCCGCUGGAUCCAGAUUUCACACUUACAGACGUUGCGUCGGAAGGUUGCAAAAUCUUUAAGAGCUCUCUAUCUCCAGUUAAGAUAUUAUUUGAGACGCAAAGCAACCAACAGUACUCCCUGAUGUUUAAAGUAGGAGACGAUUUAAGACAAGAUCAGCUAGUGGUACAGAUUAUCACACUAAUGAACGAGCUUCUCAAAAAUGAGAACGUAGACUUAAAGCUCACUCCAUACAAAAUCUUGGCGACUGGUUCGAAAGAAGGGGCAAUUCAAUUCAUUCCUAACGAUACCAUGGCUAAUAUUCUGAGUAAGCAUCAUGGGAUUUUGCCAUUUUUCCGCACGCAUUAUCCAUCUGCUGAUCAUGAACUUGGUGUCCAGGAUUGGGUUAUUGACAAUUUUGUCAAAUCGUGCGCUGGAUAUUGCGUGAUAACCUAUAUUUUGGGUGUGGGCGAUCGACAUCUUGACAAUCUCCUCAUUACUCCUGAUGGUCACUUUUUCCACGCUGACUUCGGCUACAUUCUGGGUCAAGAUCCGAAGCCAUUUCCGCCUCUGAUGAAAUUACCCCCGCAAAUCAUAGAGUCCUUUGGUGGGGCUGACUCCCAAAAUUACAACAAAUUUCGAAGCUAUUGCUUUGUCGCUUAUUCAAUUCUUCGCCGUAACGCUAACUUGAUACUCAAUCUUUUUGAGCUUAUGAAGCCGUCCGACAUUCCGGACAUCAAAAUCGAUCCUGAUGGAGCAAUGUUGAAAGUGAAGGAAAAAUUCUGUCUUGAUAUGUCGGAGGAAGAGGCGAUUAUACAUUUUCAAAAUCUCAUCAAUGCUAGUGUUAACGCGCUUUUACCACUAGUCAUAGACCGUCUGCACAACCUGACGCAGUAUUGGCGUACUUAA
Messenger RNA from Lachancea nothofagi CBS 11611, 2604 nucleotides. NCBI's taxonomy places the organism in Eukaryota, Fungi, Ascomycota, Saccharomycetes, Saccharomycetales, Saccharomycetaceae. The record is from the annotation of a GenBank genome assembly.